Messenger RNA from Plasmopara halstedii, 2208 nucleotides. Its product is annotated as splicing factor u2af large. Gene Ontology annotation, cellular component: U2AF complex; U2-type prespliceosome; commitment complex. The record is from RefSeq and is a predicted model, not a curated record. The transcript has 7 exons. NCBI's taxonomy places the organism in Eukaryota, Oomycota, Peronosporomycetes, Peronosporales, Peronosporaceae. The coding region runs from base 1 to 2208 and encodes 735 amino acids. Gene Ontology annotation, molecular function: pre-mRNA 3'-splice site binding; poly-pyrimidine tract binding.
AUGGGACGCCGCGAUGAAGAGGGUGAGUCAAGCCGUCGUCAUGGACGUCAUAGAGCAUCUUUGAGUCCGACCCGUGGUGUGGAUCAUGAAGAGGCUAUUCGCAACAAACUUCGUGAAUCCGGAUGGAAAAAGCGGCGCAUGAUGAGCGAUAGCAUGGCGGACGCGGAGACUUCCAAGGAUUACGACAAGGCCAAGGACCGGGCUGAUCCAGGGUCCCCGCGGACUAUCGAUGAACGUCGAAGUGCUAAAGGGAUGCGAAUCUCACGACGCUCACGUUCUUCGCGUCGGCGUGACCGGGAGCACCGCACCUCACGCAGAAAAUCAUCUGGUAGCAGACGCCGGUCACCGUCUCGUUCUCCAGCAUCGCGCUCUCACUCGCGAUCAAGAUCCACGAGUCGGCGACACCGACGCCAUAUAUCGUCAUCGAAGAAACAUCGUUCGUCACGCUCGCCGUCACACGUAUUGGAAUCAAAGCGGUCGCGACGUGGAUCCAGCAGGUCCCCGUCUACGUCUUUGAGCAACAAGAAAAAGACCCUCUUGGAAGAUGAAAAGCGCGAAGCAAUGAAAGUUGAUGAAAUGGAGUCUGAGAGUGGUGGAUCUCCACGCUCUCCUUCGCGGCCGUCUAGACGCCGACGCCAUCGUCGCAGCUCGUACUCGCGUUCGCAUUCCCCGUCUCGUAGCCAUCGCGCCCGACAUGGUGGUUCACGUUCACGUUCACGGUCCCCUCCUCGGGACAGGCGGCCGCGCGGACGUGAUCGCGACCGUCGCAGUCGUCGCAGAGGUCGUAGCUACAGUAACAGCCCCAGCUACACUCAUCGUCACCGUCGCACUGAUCGUUCCAGCUCGCGCGACCGUCUGCGGCACGAUGGUAAGCCCCCAGCAGAAAUUUCAACUGCUUCUGCCGAUGUCGUUGCUUCUAAUACUACAGCAACUUCUCCAACUGCUCCAACUGCGAAUGUGAAUCCGACGAUUACGCAAUUGAUGGCCCAGUAUCCGACUAUGAGUCUUCAGGAUAUUAUUGCCAAAAUGCAGGCUUCAAACGUGACGAUGGCUGCCGCAGUAGCCCAAAAGCCGGCGCGUGAGCUUUACGUGGGCAACUUGCCUCCCAGCGUUACCGGUCCGCAGCUUCAGGAGUUUUUAAGCACAAUUAUUCAGCAGGUCGGGCUUACGACAAAGCCUGGAAACCCGAUUGUCAAUACUUGGAUUUCAACGGACGGUCAUUUUGCUUUUUGCGAAAUGCGCUCAGUUGAAGAAUGUAACCUAGCACUGCUGCUGAAUCAGCUGUCACUGCUUGGCCAACCUUUAAAGUUUGGGCGACCGCGUAGUUUUAUGGGACCACCUCAACCGAUGCCCCAGGUCUCGGCGCGUACGCAGACUGCUCUGACAAAUUUGGGCUGCACACCGAAUCCAGCCUGGUUCGCUCAGCCUGUGCUACCAGGCAGCAUGGAAGUGACUACUACGGAGUCGACAUUGGCGGAAGCGACUUUGUCUGCAAUCGCUGCGGCUCAGUCGGCUUCUGCUUCUGGGGCCGGCUCGGAACAUCGUCUCAUCAUGUCAAACAUUCCAGUCGUCCUAACGGAGUCUCAAGUGAAGGAAUUGGUUGAGCCUUUUGGAAAGCUUAAGACUUUUACUCUGAUAAAGGACCCUGCCACGGGUACCUCGUUAGGCAAUGCUCUAUUCGAGUACGAGGACAGCAGUGUAGCAGCCCAAGCCAUGGAAGGGCUGAAUGGGCUUAGUAUUGGUGGUAUUCUUCUGUCGGUCCAACGCCAGCCCCCCGCCAGUGGAGCAGGUUUAGGAGCUUUUUCGAGUGCGAUUACCAAAUCUGACGAACAACCUAGUGCUGCUUUGAAAAUGACGAAUAUGGUUUCUAUUGAUGAGCUUAGAGAUGAUGACGAGUAUGCUGAUCUUGCCGAAGAUGUAGAGGAGGAAUGCAAGCGCUUUGGAAGUGUUGUCGGCAUGGAGAUUCCGCGUCCUAAGGAAGGAGAAGAUGUUCCUGGCUUAGGCUGCAUCUACGUCCGCUUUGGAAAGCAAGAGGAAGCUGUGUCUGCUUUAAAGGCUUUGAAUGGACGUAAGUUUGGUGGAAAUAUCGUAAACGUGACCUAUUUCCCGUUUUUAGUGUGCCAAGAAGUUGAGAAGUCGACACAUCAUAAGUUGCGACGGACUCGUUAUCAAGCUGCCAUGAUGGUGUAUGAAGAUCGAAUCCAAUGA